Puccinia graminis f. sp. tritici CRL 75-36-700-3 is the source of this 2865-nucleotide messenger RNA. RefSeq lists its product as uncharacterized. Lineage: Eukaryota; Fungi; Basidiomycota; Pucciniomycetes; Pucciniales; Pucciniaceae. The transcript has 3 exons. The record is from RefSeq and is a predicted model, not a curated record. Bases 162 to 1982 code for a protein of 606 amino acids.
CUUCUUGAGUCCUGCUCCGUGUGUUGUAGUCCCGGUCCACCGGUCUCCCCGAGCAUGCGUGUCCACUCCCUCGCUUUUAACGCGUCUCGCGCUCUUCCGUUUCCUCGGAGUGCUUCCUCCUCUUCUUGCUCGUGUUUCCCAAGCUGACUCGAGCAUCUUAAAUGUCUUGCCCCUUCUACCAUCCUGCCACCAUGAUCAUGAACUCGAAUAGGCCCCAGUCGAUCUAUCUGAUCCCUAGUCACCGCCCUCGCUUCGCCUGCUCCCUGUCCCGACCUCUGAAAUCCAUCGGCAACAUGGCCCUAACCCCAUCUCCCGAGGACAUCGACUCCUUACCUUACCAUGCCUUGCAAGCCGAAGCUGCCAAACACUCCAUCCGUCGCAAUCUAGGUAUUGCCAAACUCCGUGAAGCGCUCAAACUUAUUCUGGGCAGUGAUCCUGACCCUGACAAGAUACCUGCGCAAUGGUACAUAGCCUCCGCCAAACGUGGCGCAGCACCAACUCAAUCCAAAGCCGCUGCCGUGCCCCGUCCCACCAAAACCAACGCUCGUCUGAAUGCCGCCAAGACCAAAGCUGCUCAGGCUCCCCCACCACCCCCAUCCCCCAAAACUUCCCGCGCCCGGCGAUCGCGAAACCCUCCUAAUCCAUCCAGCCACCCUUCUUCCUCCUCGCGAGCAUCAACUGUCUCACCACGUCGGCCCGCCCACCCAUCUUCACCUGCCACUGGAAAUCCAGCCGAUCGAGCCUCCCCUGCCGCCCGUAGCCACUCUCCUUCGCCUUCCAGACGCAGCGUACCCGCUUCGCCCAACAGGUCUGGGGCCCAUGCCUCUACUUCUCGAACUCAGCAGACCAGCUCAGACCGUACCGGCGAGACAACUGCAAUCUUUUUGAAGGCCGUUCGCGAUGAGGCACAGGUGCGAGGCAUCAUUCCCCCCCGACACCAGUACAACCCCGAUCCUGCCGCCGUACGCCCAACCUCUCUGGAUUUACCAGACGCUAUCCGCCGGGAAGCCAAAAGACUCGGACUGAACAACUGCGACCACCCGAACAACAUUGACUUCCUCUGCUUCUUGAUUCGCGACACUCUCAAAGAAAUCAACGCAGGCAACUAUAUCGCGGCGAUGCUUCAAGCAAGUCACAAGCCCAUCAAAUAUCUUCCCAGGCUACCUCCGGUUUCUCCCACCAAUCCCGUUGACACCACUCACUACAACAACUAUGGAUUGGCAUCUUCUCCUGUAAACCCUACCGCGUCUUGGCCCACCGGAGACUCUCCCCAACGCAGUGGCAGAACUGACACCAGCUCUCGGAGUCGUGUCUCACCUUCCCUCACGAGACUCAAUGUCUCGACCGUACAAGUUUCCACUCCUCCCGAUGGAUCAUUCAACGCGCCCUCGAUUGAUUCUCCUGAUCUCCCCGCGCUACCGCAAACGCAAAGACGUUUUCCUGGAAGACGCGGAAGACUCGAUGACUUGUCUGAAUCUUCCGACGACGAGCCUCAAUCCCGCAGUCAGGUGGAAGCACUGCUUGGAUCUGACCCGGCUCUCAUCCCAGCGACGCAACCUACGUCGCGCAAACGCCGUCAAGGUGAAGAUGAUCUUGGAAACGCCUCGACGACCCCUACGACGACCCCUCCUGCAAACAAGAAGGCCAGGCUCACCCAGUCGCCGAUUGCAUCAUCUUCCCGACCCUCGGGCGGCAACUACCGCUCUCCUGUGGCUGACUCUGAUGAGUCCAUGUCACCUCCCCCCCAGAUCCUCAGACCGCUGAGGAUUUUCUCGUCGGCCAGAAGAGCUCCUGUCGUGCCACCUGACUCUCCCUCCCCGGCCCCGUCUCCCGUCGCUGGACCUAGCCAACCCACUCUCUAUGGUACCGAAAGUCAUUACAUAGACGACUCGACCACCAGGUUCAGUGAGCUUCUUCGAGGUCAUACCAGACUGUUGCCCUCUCCUCCCCCCAAGUCCAACCCUUCCUCCCAACACAGGUAGUCAUGCAGCUGUUGCCUUAUCAACUCUUUGCUUUCACCUCUUUCGCCUCGGACAAUGCAACCUGUUUCCCCAUAUAAAGGAGUCGACACGUCCUCGACCCUAUACUCCCACUAGGAAAUUGCCGGAAGGAAUAGACCAUCCCCUCUUUCGGUCCUAUAUAUCCUGCCCACAAUAAGCUUGGCUCUUCCUUCAUACACAUUUAGUCUUUAUAUAUAUUCCUUUCUUGCAUAUGUAGCUCUCAGCUCAAGGCCAAUCCAUCCAUAGAAUCUCUCAAGCUGCUUCACAGCCUCAUAUUAACACUCAUAUCCGUCUUUGCUACUCCCAUUCAUCCCCAUCUGUAUCCCCCCCUCCCCUUCUCCAAUCUCCCGCCGGUCAAACCAAUUACAAAAAAAGUGAAAAAAAGACCCUGUUGUACCAUUGAUUUUUUGUUGACAGUCUAAUUUAAGGAGAAAAAACUAGACCAUCUGAAGUAAGUUGUACAGUCUCGCCGAUCCCUCGCCGACGCCAUAUUUAGAUAGACUUUUCGGCUUUGAUCAUUCUUGCUUGCUUAGUUAUAGUUAUCAUCUUCAUCAUAUACUUAUCAUCAUCUAUAUAUAUAUUUAUCAUCAAACUUGCUCCGUUUUCCAUUUUUCUCCUGUAUAUGUAUGUGCUGAGAGUCAGCUCCUUGUAUGGCUGCUCGCUUCUUCAUCAUCUAGAGGAUGCUUGUUGAACUUUUGUUGUCUAAAAAGUUGCUUCGCCUUUGCCCUUUGGAAUAUCAUUUCUUGUUUAUUGCUCUUGUAACCUAGUGACACAAACGCACUGAUGGAUGUUGAUGGAACACUUUCUUUGCUCCUGAGCCCGUAAUCCAGUGAAGCCCGUGUUUGUAAGCAUAGACAAAUAGGAG